AAAAAAAAAAUCAUUUCACAGUCCACACCAACCCACUUCCAGGAAAAUUCCUCUCACCGCGUCAGUCAUCUCCUUCCCUGGACCGACCCUUUGUCCAUCCAUAAUUCCGCGAAAAUUUGGUAGCAAGAACACAAUCCUCCCGAGAGUUGAGAACUUGAGAUACUGCCAUGGCGCUGUGGGGUGGGUUGGGGCAAGCGGCGACGGUGGCGCAGCUGGUCGGGGCGGACAUCGGCGGCCUCAUCACCAUGAUCAUGCAGGCGGCGAUGACGGCUCAGCAGAACAAGAAGGAGUGCGAGCAGCUCGCCCGCCGCGUCUUCACCAUCGCCGAGCUGCUGCAGCACCUGCAGGAUCCGGAGGUGCUGCGGCGGCCUGAGAUCCGGCGGCCGCUGACCGGGCUCGACGACACGCUCCGGGAGGCGCACGAGCUUGUGUUGUCGUGCCAGGACAAGAGCGCCGUGUACAGGUUGGUGAUGGCCGGGAGGCAGGCUGAAAAGUUCAGGGAUGUUCAGAGCAGGAUCGACUCCUACCUCCUCCUCUUUCCAGUUAUUAGCCACAUGGACAUCACUCGCCGUCUCGAUCGAAUUUACAACAUCCUGCUUCCGAACGACAUGGCCGGGCCAUCUAUGUCUCCUGUCUCCAUGCCCCAAAUCCCUGUCCCAGCCUCCCAGGAUACUGCUAAGAUCUGUUGGAACUGGAAGGAACCCCAUAGAGUCCAAGAGUUUAAUUUUAAGGAGCUCGCAAAGGCGACCAAGAACUUUGCCCCUGAAAGAAAGAUCGGUGAAGGUAGCUUCGGCUCGGUGUACAUGGGAAGGCUUCCUGAUGAGCGGGUGGUCGCCAUCAAGCACCGUAGUCGGAACUCACUUCAGGGUUACAAGGAGUUCAUGGCAGAGAUCACAAUCCUCUCCCCCAUCCGCUACAAGCACAUUGUUCCACUAUAUGGCUACUGUGAUGUGUUGGUCGAGGAGAAGCAGCGGCGCCUCCUGCCACCGUUCCGGAAGGAAAAGGAGAAAGAGCAUCUGCUUGUCUAUGAGUACAUGGAGAACGGCUCGCUGGAUCACCACCUGCACGGCCCAACGUCGUCGUCGUCGUCGUCGCCAGUGAUGGCGUCCUGGAAGACACGCAUGGAAAUACUGCUAGGUGUGUCGCAGGCCAUCGAGUACCUGCAGUACUGCGGUGAGCAGCCGAUUAUCCACCGUGACAUCAAGCCGUCCAACAUCCUCCUCGAUGGCAACUGGGUGCCGCGCUUGACGGACUUCGGGUUGGCGCUCACCUGGGAAGGCCCAGGCCAUGAGGAUACGGUUGUUGGCACGUACGGAUACGCGGCACCGGAGUACGUUAUGACAGGCAUUCUGAACCCGUCAGUCGAUAUCUACGGUUUCGGUGUUGUGAUGCUUGAGUUAUUGACGGGGAAGAAACCACAUUUCUUUGAAGAAGAGUCGGAGGAGAAGAAGAGAGAAGACAAGAGAGAAGAGUGUGAAGAAGAGGCGCAGAAGAGAGAAGAAUGGGAGAAAGAGGACACGACGCAAAAACUCCACGAGGAUUUGAAAAAGAGGAGGGACUUGGUGUCCUUCGCGCUGCCACUGAUUGAGGAGGGUAAUCUACGGAAGGUGCUGGACAGGCGGCCAUCAGCAGAGCCAACGCCGAGGCAGCUGCAAGCGGUGGAACUGGUGGCGCACACGGCUGCCCGCUGCCUGCGGCUGCAGUGGGAGGAGCGGCCGGCCAUUUUGGAAGUCGUGGCCAACCUCGAGACGGCGCUCGAGCUCGCCCGAUGCGAUGGGUAGCAUAGCCUAGGCUCCCGAGACAUCUUAUGUGAAUAAUUGGGCAAUGUAUUUCUCAUCAUGUAAUAAUUAACGCUGUUGCUUCUCCUCUCCUUUUCUGUGCGCAUACACAAUUAAACAUACCAAUGUGGUGUGAUCAUGUGAUCAACGAACAAAACCUUAUCUUCUUUGCUGAUUUAUAAUGCCCACUUGUGCAGCUGUGCUGAACCAACAA
Molecule: messenger RNA, 1992 nt
Organism: Oryza sativa Japonica Group (Japanese rice)
Lineage: Eukaryota; Viridiplantae; Streptophyta; Magnoliopsida; Poales; Poaceae
Product: receptor-like cytoplasmic kinase 176
Biological process (GO): protein phosphorylation; cell surface receptor signaling pathway
Molecular function (GO): protein serine/threonine kinase activity; ATP binding
Source: RefSeq, a predicted model, not a curated record